Molecule: messenger RNA, 4500 nt
Organism: Maniola jurtina (meadow brown)
Lineage: Eukaryota; Metazoa; Arthropoda; Insecta; Lepidoptera; Nymphalidae
Gene: Madm
Product: nuclear receptor-binding protein homolog
Exons: 10
Coding region: 361-1902 (513 amino acids)
Biological process (GO): protein phosphorylation; endoplasmic reticulum to Golgi vesicle-mediated transport; intracellular signal transduction
Cellular component (GO): endomembrane system; cytoplasm
Molecular function (GO): protein serine/threonine kinase activity; ATP binding
Source: RefSeq, a predicted model, not a curated record
UGAAAGUGUCUAUGGUUUUAUAUUUGUGUCCGAUAGAAAUACGUCGAGAUACGCCGGCGAACAAUUUAUUUCAAUUAUCAUGAGUAAGCUCGCUGGACUCGUUGCGUUCUAUCGCUUUGUGUAGAGAAAUCUUUAAUCUUCAUAUUUCACGGAGUACAAUCAUUAUAUACAGUGUCGUGUAACGAAUAAUGGUUUGGGAUGAAACGUUAGUGACACCUCGUCUUGCAACCUUGGUUAUGGUUACAAGAAAAAGUGUAUUUUGAAAAUAUUUCCUAGUGUUUUCUCUGGUGAAAACAUCUGUGAAGUAUCAGUUGACUGUGCGGUGUUGGUUUGUUGUUCGGUGUUGAGUAAUCUGGUGCAAUGUCUGGUGGCAGAAGUAUCGACAAGGAGCGCAAGUCUCCUCGAGAAAGUGGAGAGGAUUCGGAGGACGAGAGCGAGAUUCUGGAGGAGAGCCCCUGCGGACGCUGGCUCAAACGUCGUGAAGAGGUAGAGCAGCGAGAUGUGCCGGGCAUCGACUGCGCGCACCUGGCCAUGGACACGGAGGAGGGCGUGGAGGUGGUGUGGAACGAGGUGCAGUUCUCGGAGCGCAAGAACUUCAAGGCGCAGGAGGACAAAAUCCAGAUGGUGUUCGACAACCUCACGCGGCUCGAGCACCCCAACAUCGUCAAGUUCCACCGGUAUUGGACGGACACGCAUAACGACAAACCUAGGGUCAUAUUCAUAACGGAAUACAUGUCCUGUGGGUCCCUGAAGCAGUUCCUGAAACGAACCAAACGAAACGUGAAGAGGCUCCCGCUGCAGGCUUGGAAACGGUGGUGUACACAGAUACUUUCAGCGCUCAGCUACCUCCACGGCUGCGUGCCGCCCAUCGUCCACGGCAACCUGACCUGCGACACGAUCUUCAUCCAGCACAACGGCCUCGUCAAGAUAGGCUCCGUGGCGCCCGAUGCCAUCCAUCAUCAUGUCAAGACCUGCCGCGAGAACAUGAGGAACAUGCACCUCAUCGCACCAGAAUAUGGAUCAUCGCAAAUGGUGACGCCCGCGAUGGAUAUCUACUCGUUCGGCAUGUGCGCGCUCGAGACCGCCGCUCUAGAGAUUCAGGGCAAUGGCGACUCCGGCAGCCACGUCACCGACGACCACAUCGCGCGCACCGUGGAGUCGCUGGAGGAGCCGCGGCAGAAGGACUUCAUAUACAGAUGCAUACACAAGGACCCGGCGAAGAGGCCCACCGCCAGAGAGCUGCUGUUCCACCCGUUGCUCUUCGAGGUGCACUCGCUCAAGUUGCUAGCGGCGCAUACGCUCGUCAAUACAAGUGCGAACAUCUCGGAGACCAUAACGGACGAGGUGUGCGGCGGCUCGUCGGGCGGCUGCCUGGCGUGGUGCUUGCGCGGCGGCGAGCGCCACGAGCUGUCCGGCAAGGACCUGCCGCACGCGGAGAAGCUGGAGAAGUUCGUCGAGGACGUCAAGUACGGCAUCUACCCGCUCACAGCGUACGGAGUGGCUCGGCGCGCCGCGUCGCCGGCGGAGCGCGCGCGGGCCUCAUCAGAGAGUGCCCCCGCCUCCCCCGAGCCCCGGGCGCGAGACCUGGAAACGCGGCGCGUCGUCAACAUGAUGUGCAGCCUCAAGCCCGCUCCCGCGCCGCCCGCGCCCCCCGCGCCGCCCAGGAUGGACCCCGACCACGCAGACCUGCUGAUGACAAUCCUCCUGCGCAUGGACGACAAGAUGAACCGCCAGCUCACGUGCGCCGUGUCGCGCCGAGACUCGGCCAACGCGCUCGCGCACGAACUGGUGCAGCUCGGCUUCAUACAUGAGGCGGACCGCGAAAAGAUUUGCCGUCUCAUGGAGGAAUCGCUACGCAGCAGUUUCGGGCAGCUGCCGCGCCCGCAGCACGUGGCCAGCUAGUAGCACACCGCACCACCCGCACCAUCCGCACCGACCGCACCGACCGACGCGUAAGAUUGCCCUCUCAUAGUCCCCUUUACCGAUUGUACUACCUGAAUUAUAUUGUUUCCUUUAUCUCAUACGAUUUUAUGGUUGAGAAACGUAAACCAAUGCUAAAAUUGUUUGUAAAUGACAAACAACCGAAAGCGAUUUCAGUAUUCGGCCAAUAAUAAUAAUCUUAAAAUCUUACAACUUAGUAGUUGUUAGUUUACGUUUUCUCAGCAAAAAAAAAAAAAAAUUACAUAUUUGUUUCUAAGUUUCCAAGCAAAUAGCCAUGAUCUUGUAAUUUCAUAAAUAUUUUUGUUCUAAUGUGCUCUAAAUUUUAAGUUUUACAAUUUGUAUAAAUAUAAUAAAUUAUUCUGUAUAUAUAUUUUUAAAUUGUAUAAAGUAUUAUCUUUAUUUUUUUCAUAACGAUUAUUAUAGAUUCGCAGUUUACUUUCAACAGGGUUGCAUGGACUGAAAAUAUGAAAUUAUUUAGGUAGUGUUUAACAAAUUUAUAAAAGAUUAAUUGACAUUUACGCAUUAUUUCCAUUUUUAUAUAAACUUUAUAAAAAAGUGGUAUAAGAUACUUCCCUGAAGGACACCCAAGUUAUACAGCACCCCUAGAACUAAACUAGUGAUUGUAAACUAAGGAUUGCGACUAUGGUAUUGAUUGCUAUCAAAGUUUAUUGCUAGGGCUCAUUUCCUAUUUCUACGUUUAUAAUUUCUUUAUUUUGUACAAAUAUUUUGAAACACAUCGGUCGGUCGAAAUAAAAACUUAAAGAUUUAUUCAAAUUAAUAAACUAAUUAGUGAAUCUUUUAGUCGGGCGUUAGCGCAGGCAUUUACAAUUAAUAUUCUAUCAAUUUACAAUCUCUAGAGCUAUAAGACCCGACGUUUUCAUGGCCUUUAGCAUUUCUGUGAAUUUUUCCCCGCUGGGCCACGGGUUUGUUGCACAAGCGGCGGUAUACAUACAAAGGUAUAGAGGAGGCUAUGGCUCUGUACAUUUCUUCUGGCUGCUUAAGCUACAAAAUCAUGGCCCAACGGUAAAAGCACUGCUUUUACAGAUCAAUCGAGAUCUUUAGUAGCCAUGUAGUAACGGGAACGAGAUUUUCAUGAAAAUUAAGAAUCUAUGAAAAUCUCAGUAAAAUUCGUGCCCGUGUAUUAUAGAUUAGAAUUAAAAACAUAAUUAUUAUAUUAAAAUGGUCUUAUGAAAGAGAUUUAGCAUCUAGGACAUGUAUUUUUGCAUACGAUUGAAAUUGUAUUCGAUUGAACGAUUGAGUAUAAUAAUCGACGAUGAAAAUCGAUUAAUGUUGAUAGUCGUUAGCUGUUAACGCGUCGUGGCUUGGCUUGUUAAGUUAAAACGUCGAUACCAAAAUUGGUGAUCGAUUUUAACAGGGUUUCAAGUCGCGAGUUUUUGACGGAGGUGUCAAAUUUGGAACGAGAAUGAUUUAGUGAAUGAAUGAAGAUCGAACGCUUCUAGCGGACUAUUUUAGUAAGUUCGGUUAGCUAAAAAGACUACGUGAAAGCAAUAGUUCAGUUCACUCGUUUCACCUCCGCGAGAACGGUCUACUAGUCGAAAGUGAAUCUAAUUCCGAGCAACCACGUUUAUUUUGUAAAACAUUCGAUACGCUUUUAACGAAAAGGGUUAUACUCAGUCCGAUAAACUGUUCUCUUUUUGACAUUUAUUCUUACUUAUCUUCCAUAAUGGUGCUUAUUCGGUUUUACAAAAUCUCUAAACUGAAUCUACGUACCUAAAGCUUUAAACGUAAUGUUGUCUAUUUCCUCAAAAGAACAUUCUGAAAAUUAUGGUUCUAAUUUCAGACUUAUCAAAUUAGUUUAGUUUAAAGGUAUUGUACGGGAGAAUUAGGAGCAAUAUUUAUCUUUCAAAAAAAGAAUUAGUGUACGCGCUCCAUCUAAUAUCUCGUUAGAUUACUUGAGUAUAUUUCGUAUAGUUAUAAAUUAAUUCCAAGUCUAAAUCAAUAUUAUCUUAAAUAAAAAAAAAUAACGAACUGCAACUACAAGAUAAAGCCUGACAACAUUUUUCUUAUUCUUGUAAAGUCAAUUUUUUUUAAUGAAUCUGUCAAAUAGAGAAUAGUAUGAUGAAUGGAGUAUAACGUAAUCAAUAUUAGGUAAUCUAUAUUAAAUUAAUGAUGCAAAAAGUACGGCUUUGGAAGAUCCAUAGUGGUUUGCUAGGACAUCGAGAAUGCUUUAGUAAUUUAGAGUUUGUAUGAAUGUGUAAAUGUAAACAAAUGAUAUUUAAAACAAAUAUUUAAUUAAAACUAUUACAUUAAUUAAUUAUUAUUAUUACAUGCGCGACAUCCACCGCGGACGGAGUUUAGAUAGGUUGGUAUAGCAUAGCUUCAUGCUUUCAUUUCUUUUCGAGCUUAUUAUGACAGGUUAACAUUGUUCCAGUACCAAUCCAGUCCAGUGCAGUAUUCUUACUGGAAAACAAUGUCCAUGUGAAUUUAGCAGUGCUGUCAGUGGCUGGUAUAAUAUCAACUGCACCAUUGCUUGGUCUAGUGCUUAACUUGGUCGACUGCAAUACUGAGGUCCUGGGUUCGAUUCUCGGUCAUGACAAA